CUUAAGCAUAAUAGGCCGUGUAAGCCAGCACACUAAAAGAGCAGCAGUCGGCGCCAAUCGGUCGCAUACGCUGUGGCAGUGAGUGAUAGCGUCUGUCUCCUCCAAAAACACAAAUCAAAACAUAAGAUGAAAGUUGGACUUUCGCUGAUUAUUUUCUUGAGCUCUGCAUUUUGCGUUGCGCGAUGCAGUACAUUCUCAGCUCCAUAUUUCGAGGACGGAGAAAAUCUGAGCUACAAAGACUGCGGAGUUUGGGACCGAAGUAGCGCAAACCGCAGUUCGUGGGUCGCAGUUUUAGUGCAAAAUCAAAAACAAUGUUUUGGAAUAGUAAUUUCUCCAAGGGCAAUCCUCACGCUCGAGUGUGAGAUCAACAUGGAAGAGAAGGAAAACAUUCAAGCUUUCGUUGGCGACUGCGGGACUGUUUAUUCACGCAAUGAAAGUGAAUGCAUCAACCAAACCAUCGAGGUGCAAGAUGUGAUUGAAUUGAACCAAAAUCCGCGAGCUGCAGAAAGAGUAUUGCUGCAUUUAAUCAUAACUAAAAAAAUGUCCAAAAUAAGCCCAAUUUGUUUGUUCAACCGGGCAAAAGACUCGGACGUGGUGGAACAAACGAACAAAAAUUACUUUGCAUUGCAAAGAUGGCAAAACCCCCAAGAGAAGCAAUCUCGGGACAACCUUGCACCACGACAAAUCGUGCCUCUUGAAAAUUGCUUCAGCAACAGUUCCAAUUUGACGGAGCUGUACCAGAAGUUAGAGCUUGCCCCUCAAAGUCUUCUUUGUGUGCGUGCUUCAGAUAAUUUUAAUGACAUUUCUCUGGUGAAUUCGUAUAAGCAACGCUAUUUCCUCCGAGGAUUGAGAGUGAUCCACGGCCUGUUGAAAGAACCUUCGAACCAUAGGAUAAUAAUCGAUAUUUUGCCCUACAUCGAUAUGAUCGCAAAAUACACAAAAGACAUUCCCGUCCUACCUCGGAUCCCACCUGCGCAUCACAAAAAAGGACUCAACACGAAAAGCCUGAGUUUUCCAAAAUGUGGACUAGCACCAGAUGAAAUAGAGAAUAAUGGAGGCAAAUUAAAAAGUGAAUUCGGAGAGACGCAGCGGUUGUACGGCGGCUACGAUUCUCGACCUGACGCUCACCCUUGGCAUGCUCAGGUUGAAAAUACUCAAACAAUUUCAAUCUGCGGAGGAACCCUCAUCUCGACUAAAGCAGUUUUGACGGCUGCCCACUGCAUUUUUGGUCUGAAUGCUAGUGACUUUGAUGUUACAAUUGGAGUGUAUGACAGAAAAUCUGCAUAUUCUCCCAAAAUACAACUCAAUACGCCUAGCAGGCUGAUCUCGCAUCCUAACUACACAUCGGGGCAAUUUCAUUACGAUGUUGGUCUGAUGAUUUUCGACGAGGAACAUUUUAAAGUAACCGAACACGUCCGUCCGAUUUGCCUGUGGAAUGAAGACGCCAGUCUCGAACGCGUUUCUGAAAACCAAGCUGUGGUGAUAGGAUUCGGAAUCACGGACAGCAACAAAACCCUUCCUGAAACUCUUCAAGAGGCUAAAUUGCAAAUCAGGUCCCAUAAAGAGUGCUACCUGAGCAACCGGAGGUUCUUUCAGAAAUAUUUGAAGCCAGGAGACAACUUUUGCGCUGGAUACACUAACGGAACAACUGCGUGCCAUGGAGACAGCGGAGGCAGUCUUUCGCUCGAGAAGAACGGCCGGUGGUUUAUUCGCGGCAUCGUCAGCUUUGGCAUGUCGAAAAAGUCUGCAAACGCGAGCGGCGGAGCGCAGGAGACAGUUUGCAACCCAAACAGCUAUUCGCUCUUCACCGACGUGGCUAAUUACAUGGACUGGAUUCUUGAAAAUGCGCCCGAAGUUUACAAGUAUUACGAAAAGGAAGAUAUUUCACAAAGAGCCAACAUGUUCCACAAAUUUAGUUGGUCCAUGCUACUUUUAGCCAUGGCAUGUAUUUAUUUCGUUUACAUCUUAUGCAAAUUUUACUGUAAGAAGGUUGAUUAUUCGAUUUAAAAAAUUGCACUGUUUUAGAAACGCUAGAGACUGGCUAUUUAACAAUAUUUUGACGCCAUUAGUGUGCUUUUCAAGGAGUAAAUUUAAAAAAACUGUGCCCUAAAACUCCUGCUGUGAUUUAAGAAAAUGUUUACAGAAAAU
Molecule: messenger RNA, 2148 nt
Organism: Cloeon dipterum
Lineage: Eukaryota; Metazoa; Arthropoda; Insecta; Ephemeroptera; Baetidae
Exons: 13
Coding region: 127-2007 (626 amino acids)
Biological process (GO): proteolysis
Molecular function (GO): serine-type endopeptidase activity
Source: RefSeq, a predicted model, not a curated record